AUGACUGCAAAAAGAAUUGAUGGGAGAAGACAACAAGAAGAAGCAGUGAAAGAAGCAGGAAAAACUCCAUUUAUAAAAGAAAUUCAAAGAGCACCGAUACCACCUAAGUGCAGUUUACCCGCAUUUACAAGCAUAUUUGACGGUAGUGCAUGCGCGAUCCAACAUGUGAAAGCUUACUCUAGAUGUUCAUUGCAGUGGGAAAAUUAUGAUGCAGUAAUGUGCAAGUAUUUUGCUGCAAGCUUAGCAGGUGAAGCUCUGAAGUGGUUUGAAGGAUUACCUGUAGAGUCCAUUGGUUCGUUCCAUCAUUUACAAAACAUCUUUCUGGGGCAGUACAUAAGUAAUAAUCUAUCAAGACCGGGGAUUGAAACUGCAUUUGGACUUCGCAGAAGAACAAAUGAAAGCUUACGUCAUCUAACGGCUCGCUGGAGAACAAUGUGUAGUGAAAUGGGAAGGCGCGUGGAUGAAAGACAUCUUAUUCUAACGUUCAUAAAUGCUCUUUUCGCAACGGAUCUAUUGUACACCCAAAUUUUUAGAGUAAAAUAUACAAUUACAAUGUCAGAAUUACGCGAAUUUCAAGAAGAAUAUAUAUCCCUCGAAGAAAAGCAAAGAGAUAUGAAAUCUUACCCAGUUGCAAUAUCAGAUUCGAAAGGUAGAAAUACAAGUUUACUUCCGAGACUCACAAAUGCUGUUGCGAGUACAUCGCAGAGAAAUCAAGGAAGGAGUAAUGCAGAAAUGGAACAAAAAUUAGUGGCUAUGGGCAGUGCAGAUCAAGCAGAGUUUGAAAAAGAGUACAGAAAUAAACAACUUCAAAAAUAUGGAAGUAAUGAUACAGUUCAGCCAGGUAACUCUACAGGACAUCAACAAAUUAUAACAAGAAAGCUGGAAGAAUAG
Molecule: messenger RNA, 891 nt
Organism: Papaver somniferum (opium poppy)
Lineage: Eukaryota; Viridiplantae; Streptophyta; Magnoliopsida; Ranunculales; Papaveraceae
Exons: 1
Coding region: 1-891 (296 amino acids)
Source: RefSeq, a predicted model, not a curated record